Molecule: messenger RNA, 189 nt
Organism: Exophiala aquamarina CBS 119918
Lineage: Eukaryota; Fungi; Ascomycota; Eurotiomycetes; Chaetothyriales; Herpotrichiellaceae
Exons: 1
Coding region: 1-189 (62 amino acids)
Source: RefSeq, a predicted model, not a curated record
AUGACGGCAGGGCUGGCCGUUACGAACCCUGAGAUCAUUUCCGCAUUUACUUCCGCCGUCCCUCUACAGCGUCUUGGUGCAAGGGAGGACCUCAAGACUAUUGUUGGAUAUUUGCUAAGUGACGCUGCUGCAUAUACGACAGGAAGUGACAUCCUAGUCACUGGUGGCUUGCAUUCUGGUCACAUGUAA